GAAUAACAAUGAAGCUAACAAUAGUGACCAUCGUUUGUGUUGUGCUGAUAAAUUUAAUUUCCGAGGCCUAUGGAUGUACGUGUCUUCCUGGAACAGAUCAAGAAAGGUUCUGUACCGCUACAUUUGUUUCACGAGGAAAGGUCACAAGAAUUAAGCAUCUCAACAGUAUUGAAACUGAAUACACAGUGGCAGUGGAUUAUAAUUUUAAGAUCAAAGUUCCAAGUACACUCAAAGUUCGUGCUAACAGAAGUUCAGCUGCGUGUGGGGUCAAUUUUCAGAAAGGAGUUGUAUAUUUGAUUUCAGGAACUGUAAGCAAGUCCAGAUAUAGAGUAACAUACCUGACAAAUAGUUGCCUGUGGAAUCAGAAAUGGCAGAGUACUAAGUCAGACACACAACAAAAACUCUUAAGUGGACAAUUUAAUCGUUGUUAGUCGUAAUAUCACAAAGACGAUUAAAGUGGUUUCUGUCUAAUGCUAUAACUUGUUACACGAGUCAUGCAAACUAGAUAAAUUAUCGAAA
Molecule: messenger RNA, 519 nt
Organism: Mytilus californianus (California mussel)
Lineage: Eukaryota; Metazoa; Mollusca; Bivalvia; Mytilida; Mytilidae
Exons: 4
Coding region: 9-431 (140 amino acids)
Biological process (GO): negative regulation of endopeptidase activity; negative regulation of membrane protein ectodomain proteolysis
Cellular component (GO): extracellular matrix
Molecular function (GO): metalloendopeptidase inhibitor activity; protease binding
Source: RefSeq, a predicted model, not a curated record